AUGGCUCUUCGCAGAAUGGCUAACCUCCACCGCGUUAUCAAGCUUCAUUCCAUCACAAUCUACCUCUUUGUGCUUUCAAUGAUGCAGCUUAUUCGAGUGAUCAUUGCCCUUGGUGCCCUCGCUGCCCCUAUUCUUGCGGCCCCGAUCGACUCCAAGGCCGACGUUAAGCCACGAUGGUUUGACCUCAGCCCCUCGAUUGCCUCUUUCGGCGACGAAGGCCCCGUCGAGGACGCCGACGCUGGUGCUGCUGACGAAGCAGCGCAAGCUAAGCGCAGAUGGUUCGACUUGAGCCCGUCUAUUGCCUCCUUUGGUGAUGAAGGUCCAGUCAAGGACUCUGAGACCGGUGAAGCUACCCCCGAGUAA
Colletotrichum chrysophilum is the source of this 363-nucleotide messenger RNA. RefSeq lists its product as uncharacterized. Bases 1 to 363 code for a protein of 120 amino acids. The record is from RefSeq and is a predicted model, not a curated record. The transcript has 2 exons. NCBI's taxonomy places the organism in Eukaryota, Fungi, Ascomycota, Sordariomycetes, Glomerellales, Glomerellaceae.